Molecule: messenger RNA, 738 nt
Organism: Prunus armeniaca (apricot)
Lineage: Eukaryota; Viridiplantae; Streptophyta; Magnoliopsida; Rosales; Rosaceae
Source: the annotation of a GenBank genome assembly
AUGGCAAAGAAGAAUAGUAACUUCACCACAACUGAAAAUGUUGCAAGUGGAUCCCGAAAAUUGUCAGCAUUGUGGAAUGCUCAAACUAGAGCCAUCUUCAUUGACCUUUUUAUCAAGGAGGUGGAUCUAGGCAAUCGUCCCGAUCUAAAGGGGAAGGAAACUGGUCUUGGGUGGAAUGUCGCUAAGAAUACCGUUGAUGCAUCUGAUGAAUGGUGGCAAGAUAAAAUUCAGGCAGAACCCAAAUAUGCAAGAUUCCAAUUUGAGGAUAUUAGUCCUGAGAUGGAGGAGAAGUUAGAUAUGAUGUUUUUGAACAUCACAACCACUGUUAACGGUGAUUCGAAUGAGUUUGUGCCAAUUGAAAGUACUCAAACUACAAACAAUGUGCCAAAAAAGAGAACUGAUCAAUCACUUGAAAUUCAAGAUAAUAAUGAGAAGAAAGGUAAAGGAGGGGGGAAAAUGGGAGGUGCUGCAAAAUUAUCACUGCAAAUUCAACGUAUUGUUGAGGUGGUUGAGAGUAGGAGUACUGGAACAUCAAUGGCUAAUACAGUUUUACAAGGAACUAGUAUUACUGAAGUGAUGAAAGAUGUUGCAACUUUACCUGGAGCAGAGUGUGGUAGCAAGUUGUGGUGGUUUGUAACUAAAUUAUUUUGUGCUCAAGAGAAUAGAGAGAUGUUUGUUGUCAUGGAAGAUCUUGACCUCAAGCUUCAAUUUCUUAAUCAUGAAUUAGCUGAAGGAUAG